Camelina sativa (false flax) is the source of this 1352-nucleotide messenger RNA. The record is from RefSeq and is a predicted model, not a curated record. NCBI's taxonomy places the organism in Eukaryota, Viridiplantae, Streptophyta, Magnoliopsida, Brassicales, Brassicaceae.
AGCAAAGGUUGUCCUAUUCGGAUUUUGCUUCUUACUUUGAAUAUUCCUGAGGUUGAGCACUGAUAUCUGUCUUUUUUUUUAAUGGUGAAAGUUAUGGAGAAUCUAGAUUUCUAUUGCAUAAUCAUGGCUGCUUACUUGAUUACAUUGUCGCUGGGAAUGCUGUCCGUUGAUAAGAAUGUGUACAUCUGCUUGUUGCAUUAGUAAUAUAGUUUCACUCAGCAGCUUUUCCUCUGAUAAUUUCCAGAUUGGAGACGUCAAUAAGGAUAUAUACUAUCGAGAUAAAAAUGGAUUUUCCAACAAUGACUAUCUCACACUUGGAGUCGAUCAACUUCCUUUGUUCGGUGGCCGUACUGCUGUCCAAUGCUAUGAGGACUUUAUGCUCAGUUUUUCUACAAAAUUUGAAGCGUAUAUUGGGAAUGUGAUUGAAGAAAUAAGUGUAGGUCUUGGUCCAUCGGGAGAGCUUAGAUAUCCUGCACAUCCUUCUGGAGAUGGGAGAUGGAAAUUCCCUGGAAUUGGUGAAUUCCAAUGUCAUGACAAGUACAUGAUGGAAGAUUUGAUGGCAGUGGCAUCCCAAGAAGGCAAACCUCAAUGGGGAGGCAGAGAUCCUCCAGAUACUGGCUGCUAUAACAGCUUUCCCUCUGGUGUUCCCUUUUUUGAGGAGGGCAAUGAUAGCUUUCUCUCUGACUAUGGUCGUUUCUUUCUAGAAUGGUACAGCGGGAAGUUAAUUUGUCAUGCUGAUGCUAUUCUUGCAAAGGCAGCCGAUGUUUUGCGGAGACGUCAGGAAGAAGAGAAAAGCUCUGUAAUGCUGGUUGCAAAAAUUGGUGGAAUCUAUUGGUGGUAUAAGACAUCUUCACAUCCUGCUGAACUAACUGCAGGUUAUUACAAUACCGCCCUCAGGGAUGGUUAUGACCCUGUAGCUUCUGUCUUGUCUCGCCAUGGUGCUGCUCUGCAUAUCCCCUGUUUAGAUAUGGCAGACAGUGAAACACCUGAGAAAUAUCUUUGCAGCCCUGAAGGAUUGCGUAGACAGAUAUACGAUGUUUCGAAGAAGUGGACACUACAUGUGACUGGCAGAAACACAAGCGAAAGAUUUGAUAAGAUGGGACUAAGGCAAAUACGAGAGAACUGUGUGCAACCGAAUGGCGACACUCUAAGAUCGUUUACAUUUUGCAGAAUGACUGAGAAGAUCUUUAGGGUCGAGAACUGGAACAACUUUGUCCCUUUCAUUAGACAGAUGAGUGCAGAUAUGUAAAAACAGUCACCACUGUUGUGUUACAGAAUUGAUCUUUCCUCACCAUAUUGCUUUUUCAGAUAUGUGAUGAGGAGAACUAAUCAAAUCAGGAAUUGUUAUAUGA